CCGCGGCGCCGCGCUCUCCGCCGUCCUGUGUUUGCGACAUCGCCGUAAAGUGCCAGGCGCCGGCAGGAGAUGGGCGAUGGCGGCUGCCCGGGUGUUGCGGGGUGGGUGCUGUUGUCACCGCCGCCUCCUCUCCUCAGCGGUCGGCAGCCGCCCCACGGUGGAGCGCGGGGAGCGGCAAGAGAGCGCGGGCCUGGGUUUCAGCCCCCCCGCGCACUCGCGUAAUGACUGGAUCGGUCCCCCCGACAAGCACUCCAACCUGCGGCCGGUCAUCUUCUACGUGCCCCCCGAGGAGUCGCCCCUGGAGCGGCGGCUGCGGGAGGCGCGGCAGGAGGCGCAGGCCUGCGACCAGCGCUUCUGGGCACGGCACAACCGCGCCUUCUGCCAGGAAAAAGAAGAAUUUAUUUAUUCACGACUGAAAGCCAAGGGUCUGGAAAUGAGAGAUGAAACAGGUCAAAAAGCAACACUGAAUGCAGAAGAAAUGGCUGACUUUUACAAGGACUUUCUAAGUAAAAAUUUUAGAAAGCAUAUGCAGUAUAACAGAGAUUGGUAUAAACGUAACUUUACGAUCACGUUCCUCAUGGGACAAGUAGCACUGGCAAGAGCUCUGAGGUGGCUUCGUUGGAAAAAGAAAAAUGUUGGAAAUUAAUCAUAACUCCGUGAAGAAUGCAACACUAGCUAGGCCUGCUAUAAACUUGUUUAUAGUGAUGUUCAUAAUUGGAAUGACUUGUGAUAAUUGCUUGAAUCUGUUAAAUUAUGUAAAUAAAAGUUACUAUUGGUCUUAAUUUAUAAUCACUAUGUUGAUUUCAUUUAUCUUUUAUUCCAAGAAUAUCUAUAAUAUUUUCCAACUGAAAUGCAACUAUUAAAGUUGCAUUAUUAAAACUACUAAAGUUGUUCCUUGUUUACAGUAAAUGGAGUGGAUCACAACUGUCACAUUUUUACCACAGUCAUACCUCUAAAAUAAUGUGUGAUUUGGUAUGCUGGACCUGCACUCAGGUUAGAGAAUGAUGUCUCCACCUACCUUGUUAGUAUAGAGAGACAGAAAUGCCUAAUUUGCAGUAGUUGUCUGUCAGGGGCAGUAGCUAUCUGUAAGUAAUACAAAGUGGCUGAAGUGACAAGUUAUUGAUUUUUGAGUAUACAUACAAUCAAUUUAGGAUAGUCUUCAGUGUGAUUAUUUUCUAUUUUUAAUAAAGAUUUAAGGUAUGUUUUCAUAUAAAUUACUAAUGCAAUAGGAUCUUGUUAGAUAAUGUUGUUUUAAUUAAAAGUAAUAUGCCCCCCCGGACAAUAGUUCCUCUAACCUGCGACUGGUAAAAAUGUUAGUUGCUGAGCAGUGAAACAGGUGCAUUGCCAGUCACUAAAUCCUGCUAGGAAAGGAAACUGAUAGUUGGCUGUGUGGAGGAGAACAACAUUAGUACUAAUACACACUGCUUUCUACUGGUUCAUUUCUUUUUAAAAAUGUGCUAUUCUCACCAGUUUCUCAGAGACACUCAAAACAACUUGCUUGAGGGUGAUUUUUCUGCCCCCCACCCCCACCCCCCCCCCGGUACAUAACAUCAACCGAAGGAGGCUGGUUUAAGUGAAGUCUUAAAAUGUUGUGCCAUGUAUCUGAUUUAAAAUAAGUUCCAUUCCUCGGUAUGUUUUCUAUGUUCAUUUAUACAGUUAAAUAUUUUUUUUGGAUGUAGUACCUACUAAGAGGAUUCUGUUGAAAAGAAUGUAUGCUGCUAGAUGAAGCGUGUUUUCCUAGAGCUAUGCUGUGGGGAAGGUUCUGCUUUUGGAAACAUUGGCUCCAUAACCAUUGACCUGUUUUUCAUGCCUAAACAUGGCAUGAUUUAUUCACAGGCUCUUUCAGCUGGAGCAAAAAGAGCUUUGUCAGUAUUGUCUGUAAUAAUUCCUUUGCAAGAUGAAAUAAAUAUUAAUAAUAUA
Melopsittacus undulatus (budgerigar) is the source of this 1920-nucleotide messenger RNA. It is a transcript of the gene COA8, whose product is annotated as cytochrome c oxidase assembly factor 8. NCBI's taxonomy places the organism in Eukaryota, Metazoa, Chordata, Aves, Psittaciformes, Psittaculidae. The record is from RefSeq and is a predicted model, not a curated record. The transcript has 5 exons. Gene Ontology annotation, biological process: intrinsic apoptotic signaling pathway. Gene Ontology annotation, cellular component: mitochondrion. The coding region runs from base 77 to 646 and encodes 189 amino acids.